Drosophila miranda is the source of this 1951-nucleotide messenger RNA. It is a transcript of the gene Or71a, whose product is annotated as putative odorant receptor 71a. Gene Ontology annotation, biological process: sensory perception of smell; detection of chemical stimulus involved in sensory perception of smell. The transcript has 3 exons. NCBI's taxonomy places the organism in Eukaryota, Metazoa, Arthropoda, Insecta, Diptera, Drosophilidae. The coding region runs from base 555 to 1709 and encodes 384 amino acids. Gene Ontology annotation, molecular function: olfactory receptor activity; odorant binding. The record is from RefSeq and is a predicted model, not a curated record. Gene Ontology annotation, cellular component: plasma membrane.
UACAAGGUGAAGGGGAAAAUGGCAUAAAUAAACAAGCGUGAAAGGGCGAACCACUUGAGAUUCCCCAGUCUAAACAUACCAUCACUCAAACCCAUUCAAAAUUAAAUCCUGUUUAAACGGAAACAACAAAAAAAAAAAAAAACACAGCCUGUGACUGCACGUUGUCAAAGAUACGAUAUGUCUUCCCCAAAAGAUCAGAGAAGUCGUUGCCCUUUCGACAGAAAAAGAAUAUAAAAACCAAGAAGAAGUGGUCCAUUCCAUUCCAGGCCCCUGCCUUGGAGUUUAUUUUUGUUUAAGGCGCAAAUUUGAUUUCCUACGGAGUCUUUGUGGUUUAUAUUUAGGACCAAAGACACAAGAUACCACCGAGUAAUGGCUGGUAUCGAUUUUCAUAUUAGUCGAGAAUUUGCUAAGUGAAUUUUAAUUGAAAAAGUCUGGGAAUCAAAGAACCAGGACCGCCCCUUAGAUUAAGCAAUUAUCCAAAUCAAUUAGGACGUGCAUAUAUAAGGGCUGAUACGGCAUUCGAUGGAUCAAUCAAAGCUGAGGCUAUUCUGCCCAUGGAUCUCGACCGAAUUCGUCCAGUGCGGUUCCUGCUCCGCAUACUCCGGUGGUCCCGGGUCUGGCCCGCCUCCGGAGGACCGGCACCGCAGCGUGGUUGGACCAACUGGGAGGGCUAUCUUCUGCAUAGCAGCUUAACCUUAAUCUUCGUGGUGCUGCUGUGGGUGGAGGCUAUAUUGAGCCCCGAUAUGGAGCACACGGUGGAUGUCCUGUUCUUCGCUCUUACCAUGACGUCCAUGUCCGUGAAGGUCCUGAACAGCUGGCGCUACGCUCACGUGGCGCAGCGCCUACUCAACGAGUGGAGCAGCGCGGACCGCUUCCGACUGAAGACGUUGCAGGAGGCGGACAUGUGGCGCAUCGGGCACCUGCGUUUCAACCGCGUUGUCGGCCUUUACAUGAUGUGCAGUGUGGGCGUCAUCCCCGUGCUCGUCACCCCGUGCCUGUUCGCUGUACCCAACAAGCUGCCGUUUUCGAUGUGGACACCCCUAGACUUGCAGCAGCCCCUGGGGUUCUGGACUGCCUUUUCGUAUCAGGCGGUGGCCAUUCCCUUUGCCUGUCUGUGCGACAUAACCCUAAAUCUGGUCAAUUGGUAUCUAAUGCUCCAUCUGUCGCUCUGCCUGCGCAUGCUGGGUCAGCGGCUGAGUGCCCUUAAUCGCAGUGGCCUCCAGCAGGAAGAGGAGCAGCUCUGCGCCGAGUUCUUGGAGCUGGUCAGCCUCCACCGUCGGAUCAAACAGCAGGCGCUCGACAUUGAGUCCGUCAUUUCGAAGAGCACGUUUUUUCAGAUACUGGUCAGUUCCCUGGUCAUCUGUUGCACCGUCUACAGCUUGAAGAUGACUCCAGUCAUUCAGGACAUGGGAAAGUUUGCGGGCCUCAUUCAAUACUGUCUCUCAAUGGUCCUGGAAAUCCUUUCGCCCAGCAUCUAUGGCAACGAGGUAACCCAGUCCGCCGACAAGUUGCCUGAAGCCCUCUACAGCUCCGACUGGCCAGACCUUUCGCCGCGUCUGCGACGCCUGAUCUUGAUGUUUAUGAUCUAUCUGAACAGGUCCCUGUCCCUGAGGGCCGGUGGCUUCUUUUACAUGGGGCUGCCGAUGUUCACUAAGGUCAUGAAUCAGGCCUAUAGUAUGCUGGCCUUGCUGUUCAAUAUGAACAAUUAGAGAGACGAGUUCCUCUCUGAACGAAUAUUUGCUGUUUUCUGUUUCCUCGGUUUUGGAUUAGCCACGGGACUUCUCCGCUCGUUUGGAGAUUUGUUUCGUCAAUUCUUGUUGUGCAAAAAUCUAAAAAUAUAUUCUAGCAUUGCACCAAACACAUAUAUACUAGUAUUUAUGUGCACCUAUUUACGUAUGUACGCCAGCACAUAAAACGCUGAAAUGCAAGUGACGAAAAUAAAAUGAAAAUU